AUGCUGGAAGCGCCCUCUCCUGGAGAGCUGCAGGAGAAGGAAGACGAGGCUGACUUGAAAAGCGAGGCAAUGAUCGUGCAGUCCAGGCACAGCCCGCUCGUAAUGGCAAGGAAAAUGAUAGUCAUCUGGACUUUGGUUUGUGGAGGCCUCAUUUUAAUUCUUUGGGAGACUGUACAAUUUCUCCAUAAGUUUGAAAUUAAAAAUGACUUUAGAAACAAGACGUGCUUAGAAAAUCUAAAGUUAUGCCCCCAUGGCUGGAAGCAAGUGAGAAAGAAUUGCUUCUUUCAAUCUGAAGAAGAAGAUUCUUUGAUACGUCAGCUGCAUGGCUCUUCUUACUGGAUUGGACUGAACAAACACAAGUCACACAAAAUCUGGACAUGGGCAGAUGAAAGUCCGCUGAACCAGUGGUACCACGUGCCAGACCAUGGUGACUGCGCCUUCACACAUCAAAAAGGAUUAGACAGUGCUAAUUAUCUUGAUUUAAAAAAAUUCAUUUGCAGCAGGUUAAGAUACUGCCCUUAA
Molecule: messenger RNA, 522 nt
Organism: Jaculus jaculus (lesser Egyptian jerboa)
Lineage: Eukaryota; Metazoa; Chordata; Mammalia; Rodentia; Dipodidae
Product: C-type lectin domain family 2 member F-like
Exons: 5
Coding region: 1-522 (173 amino acids)
Source: RefSeq, a predicted model, not a curated record